AUGAUGCGCCACGUGCUGUGUAUCCUCGCUCUCCUGCUCUCAUGUGCGUGUGUGCACGUCCUCGCUGAAGAAGUGCCUGCCGCUGAUCUUUCCGACCAAGUCCCUGAUGCUGAAAAUGAUAGUGUUGUUAGAGUUAUUGAGGGUCCGGAGGGGAAAUUAAAGGCAAAAGGUGAUUCUAACUGCCCUGAUGGUGUUACUACUGGUAUUUGUGCUCUUCCUGUUGUGCAACGUGGUGGUGAUGCUUUGGAGUGCUCUCCUGGUAAAACUUCUCGUACCCCUGAUGGUACUUGUACUUCAGUAUCACAUCCAGCAGUACGACAACCAGAACUUAGUCAUGCUGCGGAGUCAAGAGAGGGAUCGGUACACACAGACGUUAAUGAUCCUGCACAUAAUAGCAGGCACCCUGUGGGAGGUGAUCCUGGUAAUAGAGGUAAAAGGGAUGUGAAGGAUCCAGAUGUAAAUGUGAAAGGGCCUAAGGUGGAUCUAGAGCAAACACAGAAGAGGAAAGAAGAACGGUCUGCUGAAGAUACUCAAGAAGGUAGAACACCGCCUGAGGGUGGUAAUCAAGCUGGAAGAGAUCAGAACCAUCAGGCACAAGCUUCUGAUCGUGAAACAACUUCACGUUCUCCUGAUACUCCUUCUUCAGUAGUUCUUCCUACUACAUCACGUACUGAUGAGACCACAACUGUUGGUGACACAUCGGCCCAACAGAUACCAAGUGGUAAUCGUUCACAGGAUAACAGUGAUCAGGGAGAUAAUGUUAAAGGUGCCAACACACAGAACACGCACACAACAGGGCCAGAAAGUAAUGAUGGAGAGGACUCUUCUACUUCCAGAACUCAAAGUACAGGUGAUACUUCUUCCAGCAAUACAUCCACAGAUGAAGCGCAGAAUAAUCAGGCUGAAAGUGACCCUAAUGUUGCAAAACCAUCUGAGGGUGAAUCAACCAGUAACGAGGAAUCAACCACCACCACAACAACAACAACACUUCCUCCUGAACUCACAAACAACAAGAAGGGUGAUGCAGACAGCAGCAGCAGCAGUAUGAGUUCUGUGUGGGUGCGUGUGCCACUACUGAUUGUGGCUACACUGGCCUGUAUUCUUGUGUGCUGA
This is a messenger RNA of Trypanosoma theileri, 1113 nucleotides long. RefSeq lists its product as uncharacterized. The transcript has a single exon. The coding region runs from base 1 to 1113 and encodes 370 amino acids. The record is from RefSeq and is a predicted model, not a curated record. Lineage: Eukaryota; Euglenozoa; Kinetoplastea; Trypanosomatida; Trypanosomatidae.